AUGGCCACCCGCAUCUCGCGUUCCGAGUUCGAGGCUUUUGUUGCCCCCCUUAUUGAGGAAAUUAUCCAAUCAACUGAGCAAUACAAACUGCCAGAAAAUGCCCGACAAUGGUUUGAGGCUUCUCUCAAAGCCAACAUCGUCGGUGGUAAGAUGAAUCGAGGGAUGUCAGUACCAGAUACCGCCAGCAUUCUGCUCGGUCGACCUCUAACGGCAGACGAAUUGAAACACCUCGCUCUACUUGGAUGGUUCACGGAGCUCCUCCAGGCAUUUUUCCUAGUCAGCGACGAUAUCAUGGACAGCUCAAUCACCCGCCGAGGACAGCCUUGCUGGUACCGACAAGAAGGCGUUGGGUUGAUUGCUAUUAACGACGCAUUUAUGCUGGAAAGUGCAAUCUAUGUCAUCCUCAAGAAGUACUUCCGCUCGCACCCUGCCUAUGUGGACCUCCUCGAGCUCUUUCACGAGACCACCUACCAGACCGAGCUCGGACAAUUGUGCGACUUGAUCACCGCCCCCGAAGACAAGGUUGACUUGGAUAACUUCUCGAUGGAGAAAUACACUUUCAUUGUCAAGUACAAGACUGCAUACUACAGCUUCUAUCUCCCCGUCACGCUGGCUUUACAUUAUCUACAACUUGCCACGCCUAACAACUUGAAGCAGUGCGAGGAUAUUCUCAUCCCUCUUGGUGAAUACUUUCAGAUCCAGGACGACUACCUCGACGCCUUCGGAUUGCCUGAGACUAUUGGCAAGAUUGGCACAGAUAUCCAAGACAACAAAUGCUCGUGGCUCGUCAACCAGGCCUUGACAAUGGUAACGCCGGAGCAACGCCAGCUUCUUAACGAAGCAUACGGCCGCAAGGACAGCGCUCUAGAAGCUAAGGUCAAGGCUCUCUACAACGACCUUAAGCUGGAGCAACAUUACCUGAACUUUGAGGAAGAGCGUGUCGGCAACCUGCGUCGCCAAAUUUCCGCUGUCGAUGAAUCCGAGGGUCUCAAGAAAGAGAUCUUCUCGGCUUUCCUCGAUAAGAUUUACAAGCGCAGCAAAUAA
Messenger RNA from Talaromyces atroroseus, 1044 nucleotides. Its product is annotated as Farnesyl pyrophosphate synthase. Gene Ontology annotation, molecular function: dimethylallyltranstransferase activity; (2E,6E)-farnesyl diphosphate synthase activity. Gene Ontology annotation, biological process: trans, trans-farnesyl diphosphate biosynthetic process. Gene Ontology annotation, cellular component: cytoplasm. Lineage: Eukaryota; Fungi; Ascomycota; Eurotiomycetes; Eurotiales; Trichocomaceae. The transcript is spliced from 2 exons. The coding region runs from base 1 to 1044 and encodes 347 amino acids. The record is from RefSeq and is a predicted model, not a curated record.